GUUCCACAAGGGUAAAGAACUCUUUUACAGAAGUCAGUACUUAUAAAUUCCAAAAUUAUGUUUGUUUUUGCCAGUUCACAAGCAUCAGUACAUACUCAACACAUAGAAAAUAUUUUGUUUGAAUGUGAGUACAUUUAUUCACAAAAAAAUAUACAGAAUUCGUCAAUUGUGAAGAUUAGAUUCCUUCUUAGAACAGUAGUUUUAUAUUGUUCAAUUCUAUAGGAGGACUUAUCGAUGUUUCAUUGUUUUUUUCUACAUUUUAAACGUUUAUAUUUCAAUGCAAAAUUAUUCCUCCAGGAUAAGGGGACUUUACGUACGCUGAAAUAAAGCUGGAUUGCUUUCUUUUUUUUUGUACUUGUGUUAGCAUAGUUGGGUUGGAAAAUUAACUCCCUAAAUCUAGUGGAAUACUUUCAAGCUUUAGGAACUUUCAAGAUGUCAUAUGUUUACUUCUAAUUUUUUCUUGAAAAAUUUUAUAUGAACCUAUUUAUAUAACUGUUGUCGUAAAAAAUAAUAUGGUCUGUUGGUCUCUCAAUAGUUUACUUAAUACCCAACACUACAUAUGAUUUAGAAUAAUAAAAAAUGAUUUAAUAAUUUAUAGCACAGAUGAUGGCUACUCCUAAGAAUUAUUAUGAAUUACUUGGUGUUCAUCUGGAGAGCACAGAAAAGGAGAUAUUAAGAGCAUAUAGAAGAAAAGCUUUAUCAUGCCAUCCUGACAAAAAUCCAGACAAUCCUAAAGCAGGGGAAUUAUUUAUUGAAAUAUCUGAUGCUGUAAAAGUUUUAACUGACAAAUCUGCUCGGGCAGCUUUUGACAAAGUUCUGAAAGCUAAAGAAGCUGCAAAGCUCCGUACCAAAGCCUUUGAUGCCAAGAGAAAGAAAUUCAAAGAAGAUUUGGAAAAGAGAGAAACUGACGCGCAACAAGAGAAAGAAAAUGACGUCACUGCUGCUGAGAGAUUAGCUGCUGAGAUAACACGUCUUCGCGAAGAAGGUUCACGCUUGUUGAAGGAACAGCAAGAAUUAAUUGAAAAGCAACUUGCAGAAGAAAGGGAGAAUAAUGUUUUAAUCACGCCAAAACUGAAAGUGAAGUGGAAAGCGAGUAAACAUGACCAUCAAAAUGGCGGUUACAACGAGGAUAUAUUAAUGAAGUUGUUUAAAAAGUAUGGUCACGUUACCGGAAUUGUGCUUUCCAGAAAAAACGGCAUGGCGAUAGUGGAAUAUGAAAAGUCAUCACAUGCUGACAUGGCUUUAGAGUUUGAAAAAGGACUCGAAGAAAAUCCUGUACUUAUAACGUGGUUGGAAUGUCCUGUACCUAACACUGCAAAGCCUGCUGCUGCGACAUCUACUCCUGUACCACCUGAAAACCCUCAAGAAGCGGCGUCAAACAUUUCAGAUAAAGACUUUGAAAAUAUAGUUUUGAUGAAAAUGAGGCAAGCUGAAGAAAGAAAACGACUGACACAGCAACUUUUAGAGCAAGAUAAAAAAGAUGAAAUGGAUAAAAGUUCAGCCAACACGUAGCCCAAUGAAAGGCGGGGAAUAACUACUGCGUGACAAACACAUUCGCGUGACAAUCGUUACUGUGUGAAGUACUGCUCUGAGAACAGUUGUAAAUUUAUCAAGUUACUUGUCAAACAGAUCGGGAAAGCGUAAAAACGCGUGAAACUUUAAAAGAUCACGGUUGUACUCGCCGCUGUUCAGAGAAAGAACUUUAAAGGAUUUGUCUAGUUGUAUUAACUGUGGAUAAUAACAAAUGAUGCUAGCAA
Messenger RNA from Hydractinia symbiolongicarpus, 1757 nucleotides. RefSeq names its product dnaJ homolog subfamily C member 17-like. NCBI's taxonomy places the organism in Eukaryota, Metazoa, Cnidaria, Hydrozoa, Anthoathecata, Hydractiniidae. Gene Ontology annotation, cellular component: spliceosomal complex. The record is from RefSeq and is a predicted model, not a curated record. The coding region runs from base 604 to 1512 and encodes 302 amino acids. Gene Ontology annotation, biological process: spliceosomal complex disassembly. The transcript is spliced from 10 exons. Gene Ontology annotation, molecular function: RNA binding.